ACAACCGACUGUUGCCCGCAAUUAUAUUUCAUGUGGUUUGUUUCGAUUAAAAUUAAUUUAUGAUUAAAAAUACAUAGACGCUCUUAAGCGAUGAAAGAACGGUUGAUGAAUCAUGACGAUAUAAAUCUAUAUAAAUCCUUUAUUAAAAUAAGGAAAUUUCACUGAUGUAACGAAUAUUAAGAUGACCUUUAAUAAUCAACUCUUAGGUGUCUCUUAUUAAUAAUUCAUUUAUCAGAAAGAAAAUGUCAUUACUUGGAAAUACCAUCAACUUAUUUGCGUAUAUAAUUUCUGAAAAAAAAAAAAAAAAAAAAAAGAAAAAAAACCAAGAAUCUCGAGAUAUUUAAUAAAAUCCUUCCUCUUAAUUAGAAUAGAGGAAAAAGAGUUACAGAAAUAACACGUUUUCUUCAAAAUCGACGAUUAAGGAAGUAAGGGAAGUUGAAAUAUUGGUAUGGUGUUUUUAUGGGCAAUCAGAAAAAGAAUUUCGCAAUUGAUUUAUUCGUUAAGAAAAUCGACACUCUUACGUAGAACGUUAUUCCACGCGAUGGUACACGUUCAUCGACCACCGACCACGCGUGCAACCUCCCUGCCAUGUAUAAAUACUCCUCUGCUAGCAGGCGAAUCUCAGUCAGUCAAGAAUGCGUCCAACGACGUUUUCUUCGGGAUAAGAACAUUUUCUUUCAUUUAAGUUCCCGUUGUUUCUAUCAAUAUUGGAUGAGUUUUGUCACUGAAUGUUCUCCCGCAUGGACGAAAAUUUUUAUCGCCGUUUUAAUAAGUACCAGGAUAGUGAGAGAACGAUUGAAUAAUAGCCAGUGGGUGAUUACGAAGAUAUAUUGGAUAGUAACUGACAAGAAGAGACAUUAAGAAGAAAAAAAAAAUGUUAAUACGACCGAUUAAAUACGACUCUUGCCUUAGGCUAUUCAUCUUGAUCACACCGAUAUUGAAUAAUAUGAUUCAAUCGAUGGCGAUUAAUAAUAAAAAUCAUUAUCAUCGUACACCUAAGAGAUUGAAUUUUUCUCGUUCGUUAGAACCAUCGGAAAAUUUUCUUUGCGGAGAACCACAAUCCCGCUCUUAUAAUUUAAGAGAUCUUAUGCGGACUGUUCAUACAAAUUUCGAGAUCGUCAAUUUUCCACUUUACAUUGUUUCGAAGCGGUGCGAUGUACAUUCCGGAUGUUGCAAGAGUUUCAAUAUGAGCUGUACACCGGUCCAAUCGGCGAUCUAUCAUGACGAAAUGGAGAUCGAGAUUGAGAGUCUCCAAACGAAUGGUACCAGGAAACAAUGGAUACAAAUUGAACAGCACGGUGAAUGUAUCUGCGCGAUUACCAGCCCUGAUCAACGGAAUUAUUCAACACCGAACAUCAAGAUGUUAUGAUCGAUAAAUGUCGUUAGGUCGUUGCGAAUAAAAAGAAAGAUAAGAAAACAACAAAAAGAAUGAAAAAAUAUCGACAAUGUAAGUAAGCGGAUCUUGGGGAUAAUAUUGCUUACAGCAUACAUUUAUGAGAGCAAUAUAAGGAACGUAUUUCUCAUUGAUGUUUCUUAUCGAUCUUUUUUUUUAUAUAUAUUGAUUGUUUUAUCACUUAAAACAUUCCAAGAGUAAAUCAAUACCGUUUGAAAUGUUCGAAGAUGUUUGAUGCGAACGUUAACAGCGCGAUGCACAAAGAUUGGCUCGUAGCCCAGUAUCGUCUAUAUAGCGGUGUCUCUUUCUGGAACCAAAAUGCCAAUGAAUCGGCACCUGCUCUUCGAAUUGCUUUUGCCAAAAUCAAAAUCUUCUUAAGAAAACGAAAAAACAAAGAAGAUUUAAUUUAUAUAUAAU
Vespa mandarinia (Asian giant hornet) is the source of this 1810-nucleotide messenger RNA. RefSeq lists its product as uncharacterized. Gene Ontology annotation, molecular function: growth factor activity. Lineage: Eukaryota; Metazoa; Arthropoda; Insecta; Hymenoptera; Vespidae. The record is from RefSeq and is a predicted model, not a curated record. Gene Ontology annotation, cellular component: membrane.